Fusarium redolens is the source of this 1191-nucleotide messenger RNA. RefSeq lists its product as uncharacterized. The record is from RefSeq and is a predicted model, not a curated record. Lineage: Eukaryota; Fungi; Ascomycota; Sordariomycetes; Hypocreales; Nectriaceae. The coding region runs from base 300 to 971 and encodes 223 amino acids. The transcript has 2 exons.
CCACGGGUAAGGAAACGGAGCCAACGGAGAUGGGAUGGCGUCUUUGGAAGGGGGACGGGAGGGGGGAGUCGGCGCUUCUUUUAUUUUGACUCUAGUAGAAUGGAUCUUUGCCUUUCAUUGAAAUAGCCUGGCAUGUCCUUCCAGAAGCAGAGUCCUUCGAUAUUUGGUCCAUCAUCUUUCUAGUCUUUACAACCUGAAUCUUCAACUACAUCACUAUAUAUACCAAGGUCUACCUUGUCAACACCAACUCAUACAUCUAUACGACAAACUCUAUAUACUAUCGGCACAAGACCAGCAGCAUGCAUACUUCCAAGUUGCUCACAAAUCAGCCAAACAAGGCCAUCUACAUCGAUAGCAUUGCCAGCCUCUCCAACCCUCUCUCCUCCAUGUCCUCCAUGUUCUCUCUUGUCUCCCUCUUAACCAUGACCUAUCGCGUCCGAACACCACUGCCCUCGAACCAAGAACGCCUUCUUACUCUCUUGAACACCAUGUCACCAGCCUUGAGAACAGAGACAGAGUCCCGAUACUCUCGUGAGGAGAUUCUCAACUCCUUUGUCCACUUUCUCAGCCCCGUCCUCAACGGCAUGGCAGGCAUGCUUGAGCUUCUCACAAACGUCGAUGCCUUCUCACGCCCAGAAGAUUUCCGCCAGUUCUGGAGCCUUGAGAAAAGCAAUUUGAUCAGAGACUUUGUGGAGAGUGGGGGACCGUUGCGGGGGAUGCAGGGCUACGACGUCCCCUUUCUCGAGACCUUUGUGAAAGACCCCUCUUGCAGGAUUGCUCUUGGUAACAAUAACGGUAUGCUUUUGUUAGUCCCAGGAGACGCCGAGGUCGGCGACGAUGUUUGGUGGAACGAAGAUGAGCAGCGUCUCACCGUCUCUAGAAAAGGCGCUGAAAAUCUCAACACCAACGCUGAAGCCUAUCUUGACAAUGGCUCCAGGAUAACCGCUAUGGCUAUUCCUUCUGCCACUUAAGGAUAGGCAAUUUCGCACCCCAUGACGACUUGACGAUACAUUUUGACUCUACUGAUACGUACUUUUGGAUUUUUGAGGGAUGAGAUUUGAUAUCCAAAUACUAUGGCGGCGCAUGAGCGAUGGUAAACCUACCCAAGUGAAAAUAGAGGUAGCAUAGAGCAGAUCCAUUGAGUUUAUCUUUGAUAUGACAGUUGGAAAUUUAUCAAACUUUUAUCAUAAA